Molecule: messenger RNA, 9345 nt
Organism: Manis javanica (Malayan pangolin)
Lineage: Eukaryota; Metazoa; Chordata; Mammalia; Pholidota; Manidae
Gene: RCL1
Product: RNA terminal phosphate cyclase like 1
Biological process (GO): ribosome biogenesis; endonucleolytic cleavage of tricistronic rRNA transcript (SSU-rRNA, 5.8S rRNA, LSU-rRNA)
Cellular component (GO): nucleolus
Molecular function (GO): RNA endonuclease activity
Source: RefSeq, a predicted model, not a curated record
CCGUCUUCCUGUUCUAAACCACGUGGACGCGCCGGGGGCUGCGGGGCUGAGGGAGGGAACUUGGGGGGGCCACCGCCACUGUCGCCUCCGCUGCUCGGGUCGCGACCCUUACGCCCGUUCGAAGUCGCCGUGUCCCGGUGUCCCGCGCCUUUGCGGAGCGCGCGCACAUGGCGACCCAGGCGCACUCCCUCAGCUACACGGGCUGCAACUUCUUGCGCCAACGUCUCGUCCUGUCCACCCUGAGCGGACGGCCUGUCAAAAUGCGAAAGAUUCGGGCCAGAGACGACAACCCUGGCCUUCGAGAUUUUGAAGCCAGCUUCAUAAGGCUUUUGGACAAAAUAACUAAUGGCUCUCGAAUUGAAAUAAACCAAACAGGAACGACCUUAUAUUAUCAGCCUGGCCUCCUAUAUGGUGGAUCCUUGGAACAUGACUGUAGUGUCCUUCGCAGCAUUGGCUAUUACCUGGAGAGUCUUCUCUGCCUGGCUCCAUUUAUGAAACACCCGUUAAGAAUAGUUCUACGAGGAGUAACUAAUGACCAGGUUGACCCUUCGGUUGAUGUCCUUAAGGCAACAGCUCUCCCUCUGUUGAAACAGUUUGGGAUUGAUGGUGAAUCAUUUGAGCUAAAGAUUGUGCGACGGGGAAUGCCUCCUGGAGGAGGAGGUGAAGUGUUUUUCUCAUGUCCUGUGAGGAAGGUCCUCAAGCCCAUUCAGCUCACAGAUCCAGGAAAAAUCAAACGGAUCAGAGGAAUGGCCUACUCUGUGCGUGUAUCUCCUCAGAUGGCAAACCGGAUUGUGGAUUCUGCAAGGAGCAUCCUCAACAAGCUUAUCCCCGAUAUCUAUAUUUACACAGACCACAUGAAAGGAGUGAACUCUGGGAAGUCUCCAGGCUUUGGGUUGUCACUGGUCGCUGAGACCACCAAUGGCACCUUCCUCAGUGCGGAGCUGGCCUCCAAUCCCCAGGGCCAGGGAGCAGCUGUGCUUCCAGAGGACCUCGGCAGGGACUGUGCCAGGCUGCUGCUCGAAGAAGUCUACAGGGGUGGAUGUGUGGACUCAACCAACCAGAGCCUGGCUCUAUUGCUCAUGACCCUUGGACAGCAGGAUGUUUCCAAAGUCCUUCUAGGACCACUUUCUCCCUACACGAGAUAGCUGUCAGUGGUUUUUGUGUUACUUGAGAAGAUGCUAGCAGAAGAUGUGAGAAUUCCAGGUCAGAGACAAAGAACUUUAUUACUCAGAGCACAGCAAGAAGCCCAAGCUUCGUGUUAGUAUUGGUUUCCUCUGUCCUCCCAAGCCCUGCAUUGGUGAUAUCAAGGGACCCCAGGUAGAUGCCAUGCAUGUAGCAAGUUUGCAUCACAGCCAGAGAACAUGCCCUCUUGAAGACUUCACCUCUUACAGCAAGUCUGCCCUUUGUUCCAGAUGGGGACAUUACUUCAUCCUCUGGAUUGCCUCCUGUGAACAGAGUUAUGAGAAACAGCCCAGCUAAAGGCUUUCUCAGUGAGAAGGUGCAGGAACUCUCAGGGCCGGAAGCAGAUUCCCCCUGCCAACUAAUAGAGUCUACAUUUGGUAUGUGUACAGGAUUGGAGUUGGUUGUAGGGGAAAGGUCUGCUUCUUUCUACUAGCAUUCCAAAUGGUAUUCUCCACCUGGGGAGGGCUUUUGAAGUAAGGGAAGGACUUUGCCUCCCUAAUCCUGUGGAUACCUCUUCCUUUUUCAGUGAAAGGGGGACAAAGGAGGUCUGUGCUCUCAAGCCUGAGGGCUGUGGGGGGGAUGUGGAGAGGAAGACAUUGAAGAAAGCCAGGCCAUUUUGAACUGUGGCACUCUACUUACUGAGCACUGUACACACUGUGCUAGUUUUCUGUUGCACAUAACAAAUUACCACAAUUUAGCAGAUUAAAACAAUGCCCAUGUAUCAUUUCACAGUUCUGUAGGUCAGAGGUCCUGGUGGGCUUGGUUGUGCUCUCUGUUCUGUUCUCUUGGUGGGGUCUCACCAGGCUGAUGUCAGGGUAUCAGCUGAGUUCUGCUCUGGGAAAGAAUGUGCUUCCACCUCAUUUAGGUUGUUGGCAAAAUUCAGGUUGUGAGUCUGGCAUCUCCAUUUCUGGCUGGCUGUCAGCUGGGGACAAAUCUGAUUUUAUUAGAGGCUGUCCUCAUUCCUCGUAGCUUGGACUCCUCCGUGCUCAAGCUAGCAAUGGUUCAUCAGAUCCUUCUGUUGCAUGGAGUCCUUCUCAUGCCUUGAAUCUGACUUCCUCUUGUGGCACUAGCUGAAGAAAACUUACAUGACUCAUUACUUUACUUACUUUUAAGUAAGAUAUCAUAAUCCCACCUGGAUAAUCUUCCUAUUUUAAGGUCACCCGAUCACAGAAGUACCUGUGUGUGAAUAGCCAGGGACUAGGAACUUUGGAAGGCCAUCUGAGAUUUCUGCCCACCAUACAUGCUGCAGUCUUACUUAGUGCUGCUAAUGUUUGAACCUAUAUCACCCAUGCUCAGAUACCGAAUUAAGGGGCCACAUAGCUUGGGAUGACAAAUGCUGUCGUACAGGGUUUUUCUGUCCCUUGAAGCAAGCUUUGGAAAUGGUACUAUUGGUCAAUUUAGGGUGGCAAGUAAACUCCAGGCAGAUCAUUGCAAGCAAUAGAAGGACCUUGUGCCUCUAUCUGUUCUAAACAUAGAAGUGUCUGGUGGUUUCCAGCCCUCCACCUGGCACAGCUGCUUUGGGAGUGGGACCAUCUGGUGGUAGGAGUGGUGAUGUUGCCAAAAGGAGAACAAAUUCUAUAUUCAAACAGCCUGCUCCCAGCCCCUUCUCAAAUGCCCAAGAGAAGUAAUUCCGUUCCUUGGGCAGAAUCCAUCCUGUGCAGAUUGCUGCUACAUCUUAGUGACAUUCAGACCCUCUAGUCUCUACCUUGUUCUUAGCUUAGCUCCUGGUUGGUCCAGCUUCCCUGGGGUAGUGUGUUGGGAGAUACCAGCAUUUGGGGUUUGGUGUUCUGUCCUGGACUGUAUACUGCCUUCUGCUGAUAGAGACACAUCACGCUAAGCUCAGUGAAACAAGUGACUUUUUUUCUUUUUAAGGCAGAUCCACCUGUGACCUUGUUGGGGAUCGUGACAGAAUCAUUUCCUUUGCCUUCCUGUCAUAUGUCAGGCCUUACUUGUGUCUUUCAACACCCUUUAACUGCAUUUUGUGAAACACCAGUUAGCAUCCCUCAUCAUAAUACUUUACCAUAUUUAUCAAGACAGUUGAUAAAGGAUGGGAGGAAGCUAGGAUAUUGCAACAUGACACACUGAUGGGGAAAGAGCAGGAGGAGGCCCUACUGAAAUCCAAAUUGCCCUCAUAGGACACCUAAACCUCAUGGUCUGUUUGUUUUCUUAAAUCUUUUCUGAUAAAAAGUGGUGAAGUGGUGUAAUCAUCGAUUAGAGACCAACAAUAGCAACAAAAAAAACCCCAAAAUGUAAAGUUGCCCUAUGGUGCCUGUCCUCUCACUGUCAUGUGACAACAAAAGCCCAUGAGGGGGCCAUUUCCUCCUAGGGCUUCUGUGUUGGGGAGGCUCCUAGGUGAGGCCAAUACUGGCAGGCAGUUUCAUGGUGACUAAGUGGAAGAAUUGAUGCUAAAGGUAGGGGCAGAAGUAAGCAGGAUGGAGUAAGGAGGCUUGAAGAAGUGGAUGGAACAAAGAUAAAUGGAGGAAAGGAAACACCAGGGGAGUAAGGAAUGCCACAGUGGGGGAGGUGAGGGGUGAAGGUGGGUAAAGAAAUGUAUUUAUUGGGGGCUCUGGUCAUGCCAUGAGAAGUAGAAUGAGGGCUUCCAUUGGCUUUACCCGUUGGUAUUCUUGGAGACCUGUGGAUGUGCCAAGGGUGAUUUUAGCCAGCUGCUGAAUGGGGGGACAGCAGUGCCUCAGGCUCUGUGCCCCUUCUGGGUCUGUACUGCUCUACACCCAGCUGAGAGUUCCCCUGUUCAGAUGACCCUGCUCUGUUCUUUAGAAGUGACUUACAGUUCAUUAAUAAGGCAAGCCGGGUCUUUUCAUACUCCAGAUGGCUAGGCCUAAGCAGCCAUUGGAGUUGAACAGUUUAUCAGUGAUAGGCAUCUUAAGGAGGCCAAGCCCACACUUCUCCUUUACUCAAGUAAAUAAAAGCUGUCAUUUUGUCAGGGGCUGCCUGGGUCUGGGGGCUACUCUAAUUCCAUGUCACAUUUGGCCCAUACCUGUCAGAUAGUCUGACUCCAAGCCUAAGCACAGGCCUGGGAUCAGCACCUGUUGAUGGACCACCAGCUUGGAGCUUCGAUACGUGGGCCACUCCCUCUUUUCCUGGUCCUGAUGCUAGUGUUUCUGCACGUGGGUCCUGCUCUGCCGAGACCCAUCUGCUGGGUCUACAGGGCAAGCGAUGUUGAUCUCAGGAGGUAAGUGUGGCCCAGCUUGUUUUCUGGUGCAGCUUGGCUACUAAUGAGCUAUUAGGACAUUAACUAAUUCACCUCCUCACACUUGUGUUUCCUCUGUGGAAUUAGGGUGAAUAUUUGAGGUAGUAUGAGAAUAAUCAGACAGAUGCCCAUCAUUGCUGCUUCUGUCCCUCCCCCAUUGUCAUAGGUUUAUUUGGUGUAGCAGGUAGGUUAGUUGGUGUGAGGUUUUUUUUUUUUUUUUUUGAUAUUGAGAUGUUUCUCUUGAGGUCUUAGGAUACUUUUUAUUCCUGUUUCCUAAGUCAAACCCUCUAAAGAGCAUUAUAUCAAAAAAUGUUCAGAUUGGUUAAUUUGUUAAUAAUUUCUGCUGUGAUUUGGGAAAUAUUCAAACUGAUGAAGGUAGGUAAGUUUCUAGAAACUAGAGGCCAAUUUAAAGACAAAGGAUAAUGAACCAGCCCAGCAAUGACACAUGUGACAACUUCAUGUGUCUGCUUUAUGAAUACCGUGUUACCAUGGAUGUGAGAGUGGUGUGACUCACUGAUGCUGGGCUCACUGGUGGCCACGUGGGCACCGACCUCUGUCUUGGGAACAGGUGAUGCCCCCAAGGAGGGAAUGGUAGGGGCAGCUACCUCUUCCUGUGUAUCUGGGAAUGAUAGGACAUCUUGCAGCUCUUCAUAGUCUUUAGGGGAAGAUAUUGGUGGGGACCAUGCAUUUUGAAAUGGUGCCUGGAUCCAGCUUCAGGUGGUGACUGCCAACGUCAGGUUGUUCUGGUGCUGAGUGCACUUGGGCCUGGUCCUUCCCACGUUCUCCUCUCUGUCCCAGGCUCUGUUUUGACGUCUGCUAUUUUACUUGUUAGGUAUUACAGGCAUUGUGGCCAAGAUCUGUUAAGAUUUGAAGAGCCAAUGGAAAUGUUUGCAAAACACCAGGAAAAAAUGCUGGCUCCAAAUUAUGUAAAGAAAAGAGCAAAAAUAAUUAUCUACAAGAUGAAACAUUUCUCAACUUAGUUGUUAAAAUAGAAUAGUAUAGGUGAGAGUUUCUUUCUUCACAAGCAUUUUCAAGCACAUGAUUGCCAAGCAAUCAUAGCUAAUCUUCUGUUACAUGAGUUGCUAGUCACCAAGCAAUUUAAGAGGGAAAAUUAUAAAAAUCUGAGCUAUGGCUGCAUUUUAAUGUGUGGUUUGAUAAUGCUGUCAUAAGGGGCCUAGAAAGUAAAACCAUAGCCUCGCCCACUAAGCUGGCCCCUCAGUCUGAAAGCCUGAGCAGUUCCUGAGGGUCCCCCACCCCACAGUGCACCCCCACCUCCACCAUGUUCUCACAGACCCCUGGGUGCCUUCCCUAUCUUAGCACUCACCACACUCGGUCAGUUGUUGCUUAAUUCUCGUCUCUGUUAACCAGUCGUUUACCUUGGACUGGUUUGUCUUUUAAGAUUUUGUGUGACUAUGAUUAUAAAGUGGUAUUUGAAAGCCUUUAUUAAAAAGAAAAAAUAAUUCAGUCAUUUAUGAGGAAAGCUUUUGGUUUCUUCGGUUUCAGUAGAACACUGUGGUAGAAAGUAACAAGAGUUAGGUAUGAGACCUGUGUUUGAAUUUUAGCAGUGUCAGUCGCAUUGGGCAGGUCCUCCACCUGAAAUGAGCUUCCUCAUCUGCGAAGUGGGAAAAUCAACCAUCCACUCUGGAUUUAUUAAGCAUAAUGGUUGUAUAUGAAAUGCUUAGGAUUCUUUUUAGCUGUUCAGUCCUUUACAAAGCAGUCUUAAAGCAGUCUCUACUUAACAAGUUAAGGUAAGCAUGAGUCACAGGGUUUUUAUCUUUACAUCUGUACCUGGAUAUACUCAGGCAGAAGACCAGAGACAAGAUACGGCACUUGCACUUGCGUUGUGGUCAAACUGCCCCAUGACAAAUGUUACAGAUUUAAGAAGAGGACCUACAGGCUACUUUGAAGUUCAUCAUGUUCCAACACAGAUGCAUCCAAUCAGGGGGAAGGGAAAAGUCAGGCCACCUCAGGGCUGUCAGAUUCUAGAGAUUCUAGAGCUAUUGUGUACCAAACCAAACUGAGGAACUACAGUGUCAGCAGAAUUCAGUUCUCCCAUGUCUCAGCUCUGCUGUCUUCUGUGUUGUCUCCCUUAUCCAGCAAGCAUUUUCUUUAGUUUUCUAUUCUCUCAGCCACCCUAGUGGACACAGAUUCUCCCUACCCAAUACUUGUUUAAACAAACAAAAACAGAAUUGUAUCUCUUUCUGCUGACCUCAGGACAUUUUAAUUGACCAGAUCUGGGUCUUGUCUCAUCCUUGGAGGGGUAAUGAUGUCAGCUUCACCCAGAUUGUGUGGGUUAAGAGAAAAGGAAGAGAUGAUUUCCAAGGAAAAAUUUGAAUGUUCUUACACAGAGAAUGGUUACGGGGAAGGUAGAAACAAAGAGUUGACUGUAGACUGCAUUACCUAAUUCCUUGAAUAAUUUUAGAAGAAUGUUCCACAGUACUGCCUAUCACCAUCUCACCAUCCAAAACCUGGUGUUAUAAUAUGGAGUUGGACAAAGAUGAAUUCAAUUCAACAAACAGUGCCCAACAUAGGCAAGAUCACUGUAUCUGGAAGGCCAAAGUUAGCGUGGACAUUGGGUGAAAGUUUAUCAUUUUAGCUGGUAUUCUUGGGCAGGAAGGAGAGCCUAUGAUACCAUCCAGGAUGGUAACACAAGGAAGAGAAAUGACAAUGAUCAAUUCCAGGGGUGGGAGCACUAUGUGGGUUGUGGGCCAAGAGAAAGAGCCGGGGGCUGGCCUAAAGGGAAGAAAGAGUCCCCCUUGAUGCCCUCCAUCACGGUUCUACCUUUCCCAACCUCUGGGAAAACAUUCAGGAGAGAGGAGGAAGACCAAGGCUUUUUUUCUUUUGCCAGGAAUACAAGAAUUAGAAUGAUAACAUAAAAAAGCUACCUCUGGAAGAGCAUAUAUAAUGAAGACAUAUAUGUGAUGAUAGAGUAUUAGGAUGGGGGCAUGAUAGGUAUUUUCUCUCAUUUCCAAAUAAUUUGGACUGUUUUAUUUUUACAGUUUUAUUUAUACACACACACACACACACACACACACACACACACACACCUGUUUGUAUAUAUGUAUAUUUUCAUUAAGUAUCUCAAGUAUAACUCCUAUGAUUUUCCAUGAGCUCCAAGGUAAAUAAUGAUGGGGCAUCCUCUUUGUCCCACUCAUCCGCACCUUCCAAAUAAAGAAAGAGAAAAAACCCACACGAGCAACUUAUUUUUGGUGUGGCUGGGGCCUGAAAGUUGUGCAUCCAGGGCCUGCCCCUGAUGCUAGGUAUGUGGAUCAGGCUUCUGCAUCUUCUCUUUCUUCCAAGGCUGGCAGCAGGGUUCUGGGUCAGAGCACUACAUUCAACUCCAAAUUAGCUCAUGUUAGGUACACUGUAAUGCUUGCCGGAGCACAUUCCGUGGUACACUAGCAUCAUGAGAUGCUUUCUCUGGAAAGCACUUAGCAGAAGUGGAGAUAGUGCUGUAAUCUCCAGCUGAGGGUUGGAGUGUCGCAGUGCACAUUAACAGCAAAAGCUUGGAGAAGACCUGCAGUUGAGACUCUUGUUUAGCCUACCAGUUUUCAGACUGACCUGACCAUGGAACUUUCCAUACCCUGCCAAACACCGAAAGUGUUCCACGUUCCAUACCCUGCCAAAUACCAAAAGUGUUCCACGUUGUAGUCUUCUGCAAAUCAUAUUUUGGGGGUUCCUGGUUUAAUAAGAUUUUUUUAGGAAAACAUAAACUCUUCCAUUCUUGAUUGGAGUAUUUGUGAGAAGCUGUGCAGUUGUAGAGAACCUGGGAGAAGAUCCGGGCUCAUGUCUAACCCUUCCCCCACCUGUAUGGCAUCAACCACCCACACAUAAGAGCUUCAGAUCAGUGGCCACCAGUCCUACCCAGCCCUGCACCAUCUUCCUUUCAUGUCUGGCCUAGGAAUUAGAGGGGUCAGGUAAGCGAACAGCUGGGGCUUUUUUUCAUCUUGUGAUAAUUACAAUGCCCCCAGUUUCUUGAGACUCAUACUGACCUUUUCUUCUUGGCUCCAAACCUUAACAUGGCAGUGGAGCCCACCUGGGCUAUCAGCAAGAAAAGGUUGGAAGACUUGUAGAUUCCACUGACUGUAGGUUGGGGGCCCAGGGAGAGUGCCAGUGCUUUGUGGAAGCUUACCCAAGUCUUAGUAAUGGGUCAGAAAGAAACUGGAGUGGGGGGACCGCAGAGAAAUGGUUGCCCAUACUUCUGGGCCAAGCCUGAGUCCCCAGACACCUGGCUUUUCAGAAAACGGGUGUCAACCUGCCAGCAGUGGUCACUGAGAUGCAAGGAGAGGGUCCUUGAGGUAGUGACAUGGGAAUGGUGAGACAGCUUGGCUUUUUAAAUGGGAUUUUAAAAAGAGACUUGCACUUAAAACAAGACCCUCUGGCCCUGCUACUCUGCUGAUGGGCUUUUCAGAAAAGAGCUUGCUGCCCAGAUAUUCUUAGGGUCUUCUUUAAAAUGUAUAUGUCAACUAUAAACUUUUGUAGCUCUUGACAACGUGAGUGGGUGUUACUAUUUGCAGGCCUGAGUUUUGUCUUCUGGGAGUUCAGAAAGUGAAAUAGCAGCAGAGGCUCAGUCAGAGUCCUGAAUUUGACCCUGGUUUGGGAAUAAUAAAGAAUCUGAACUUCCUGUCCACCUGCCUGCUUGGAAGAAGAGUGUGAAAGGAAUGGAGAACAGCUUAACCUCUAAUUGAAGGAGUGUGUGGCGAUUGCCUUUGUUAACAAUACCAAGGAAACAGCUUUGGCAAAACGGGGGGCUGCCGGAAGAACGGCAGUGAGCCAGCUGCCCCAGUCCCUCAGGGGCUGUCCUACUUGUCUUAUCUGUUUGCCUGGAAUCCAUGUGCCCCAAGAUGACUGUGAACACUGAACACAUAAAAUGACUUGUACAUUUUUGUGUGACUUUCUUUGCAAAUUUUAAGAACUACUGCUGUUAUGAAUAAUAAAUUCACUUUAAAGCAUUA